GCCAUCUGAUGAAGGGCAGUUCCAGAACGCGUGGUCCUCCUGGAGUUCGAGUAUCCCCAUCUACGGUUUGUUCCAGGCCUUAGCACAGAGGCGAGUUACGGUAUUUAUCGUUUUCCACAAUCUUAUCGCCAAAGCCAAUUAGCAUUCAAGUUUUAGGAGGAAAAGUGAACCUCGGACCCAUCACCAUAAUACCGAUUCUCUCGUCCUAUCCGGCGUCUUGAUUGGUGCAGCGAUUGCCGUCAUUCUGGCUCGCCACCAACCCUCUUCCCUCAUCCAUUUCCUCCCACCACCACCACCUUGCAUAAAAUUGCCCUUCCUCCUCCAAAACUUCUCUCCAACCCCACAUUUACCGUACUUCGCUAUUCGUAUUCACCAAGAAACCUCCACCAAGCACGGUCGUCAAAAUGUUCAAGAGAGUCGCCUUAACAGCCACUUCUAUUCGCGCUAUCUCUUCCCCAAGAGUCGCUACACCCCUGCGUGCUGUUUCCAGGGUUUCUUCCCCCAUUGUCUCCAAGAGAAAUUAUCAUGAGAAAGAUGUAUCAUUACAACAACCCUCGCAACGUCGGCUCCCUCCCGAAAAACGACACGGACGUUGGUACUGGGCUUGUUGGUGCGCCAGCUUGUGGCGAUGUGAUGAAACUCCAAAUUCGCGUCGACAAGGAGACAAACACUAUCAGCGAAGUAAAGUUCAAGACUUUCGGUUGCGGCUCCGCCAUUGCAUCGAGCAGUUAUCUUACCGAGCUCGUCCGUGGAAUGUCCUUGGAGGAUGCUGGCAGAAUCAAGAAUACUGAAAUCGCAAAGGAGCUUUGCCUACCUCCUGUCAAAUUGCAUUGCAGUAUGCUUGCCGAGGACGCAAUCAAGAGUGCCAUAAAGGACUACCAAACAAAAUCCAACCGCGGACCACCAACCCUCGGGAAGAACCUUUUGUAAACACUCUUGAUGGAUUACUCUUUUCCCUUAUUAUCUCGAUCUCCCCCAAUUUUCUCUGAGUUCUUGAAGGGAUUGGUUGGCUAGGUUAACCUGUAGGAUGGGAGGGAAUGAAAAGGCGGCUGGAUCGAAAGCCGACUGGCCAGAUGGAGGGGGUCUGUUUCUUGGUUUUUCCUUUGCCAGCUUACCUUUCGUGAUAAAUAUUUAACCGGCGUUGUUGUUUCUUUUGUGUUUUUUCUUCCCAGCUCCCACUACCACCCCCACACUCUCUCUUUCGCUAUCCUCAUCAUGGGAAUACCUAAAACCUAACAGCCGACCCCUCUACCAUCCUUUCCCUUUUUCCUUUCCUCAAAAAGCUUGCAUCGGGGGUUGCCUCUUUACGUUCCACCCUUAUCAAUUCCCCCCCUUUUUCCCCCUUUACCC
Tuber melanosporum (Perigord truffle) is the source of this 1350-nucleotide messenger RNA. RefSeq lists its product as uncharacterized. The coding region runs from base 526 to 930 and encodes 134 amino acids. NCBI's taxonomy places the organism in Eukaryota, Fungi, Ascomycota, Pezizomycetes, Pezizales, Tuberaceae. Gene Ontology annotation, cellular component: mitochondrial matrix; cytoplasm. Gene Ontology annotation, molecular function: 2 iron, 2 sulfur cluster binding; ferrous iron binding. The record is from RefSeq and is a predicted model, not a curated record. The transcript is spliced from 4 exons. Gene Ontology annotation, biological process: intracellular iron ion homeostasis; iron-sulfur cluster assembly.